AUUAUAAAAAAAAGCUUACUCCAACCAAAAAUUCAAUUCUUACUCCAUUUUCUCUCAAAUUCUUCUUCUUCUUCUUUGCAUAGCCAUCAUCAUGGCUAAACUCAUGGUUUCAAGCUGUAUAAUAAUCUUAUGCUUAAACGUCAUCGUUCUGUGUACAGCAGAGCUUCAACGGUUCGACCAUGCAGCCAAAGCCGAUGGGUCUCUUAGCCUUUUGGUGGUUGGUGACUGGGGAAGAAGAGGCUUUUUUAACCAAUCUCAAGUUGCUCAUCAGAUGGGGAAAAUUGGAGAGGAAUUGGACAUUGAUUUUAUAAUAUCAACUGGAGAUAAUUUUUAUGAUAACGGAUUGAACGGUGUGGAUGAUCCUGCAUUUGUUGAAUCUUUCACAAAAAUCUACACUGCUCCCAGUAUGCAAAACCAAUGGUACAGUGUUUUAGGUAACCAUGACUAUAGAGGUGAUGUUGAUGCACAACUUAGUCCCGUUCUGAGAGAUAUGGACAACAAAUGGCUUUGUCUGAGAUCUUUCAUUGUUGACACUAAAAUAGCUGAAUUUUUCUUCAUAGACACAACUCCUUUUGUGGAUAAAUAUUUAGACGACGAGCAUAACUAUGAUUGGAGAGGCUUAUUACCUGAUCGUCAAACUUACCUUUCUAAUAUUCUAAAAGAUUUGGAUUCGGGGUUAAAAAAAUCGACAGCAAAAUGGAAAAUUGUAGUGGGUCACCAUACAAUUAGAAGUGCUGGACAUCAUGGAAGCACCGAAGAGCUAAACUCUCUGGUCCUCCCCAUCCUUCUGGAAAAUAAUGUUGAUCUUUACAUAAAUGGGCAUGACCAUUGUUUGGAGCACAUAAGCAGUGGGAACAGUCCAUUGCAAUUUUUGACAAGUGGAGGAGGAUCAAAGGCAUGGAAAGGGGAUGUAGCAUGGUGGAAUCCAAUGGAAAUGAAAUUCUAUUAUGAUGGACAAGGUUUCAUGUCUCUCCAAAUCACUCAAACUGAAGCUCAUGUUGUGUUUUAUGAUGCUUUUGGCAAGGGUUUGCACAAAUGGAGCACCACUAAGCCCCUCUUCUCCAUUGUGUAGUGCACAUUUUACUCCAUUGGGAAGUAUUUUAGGUGUUGGGUUUUUUCUAUUUUUGUUUUAGCAUUGUAAUUAAUUUAGUUAAGUGGUAUUACUUUGAAAAGAAAAAAAAGUGGAACCCUAUGGUACCUCUCUUUUUUUAUGCGACUAUUAUCCAUUGAUAGUCAUUAUUUUAAAUUAUUUAAUCUUAAAUUAUAGAUUGUUAUUAUUACUUAAA
This is a messenger RNA of Mercurialis annua (annual mercury), 1286 nucleotides long. Its product is annotated as purple acid phosphatase 3-like. The transcript is spliced from 7 exons. Gene Ontology annotation, molecular function: ferrous iron binding; ferric iron binding; acid phosphatase activity. The record is from RefSeq and is a predicted model, not a curated record. Lineage: Eukaryota; Viridiplantae; Streptophyta; Magnoliopsida; Malpighiales; Euphorbiaceae. Bases 92 to 1072 code for a protein of 326 amino acids.